Molecule: messenger RNA, 3756 nt
Organism: Hemisphaericaspora subhashii
Lineage: Eukaryota; Fungi; Ascomycota; Pichiomycetes; Serinales; Debaryomycetaceae
Gene: HST6
Product: ATP-binding cassette alpha-factor transporter
Exons: 1
Coding region: 1-3756 (1251 amino acids)
Biological process (GO): transmembrane transport
Cellular component (GO): membrane
Molecular function (GO): ATP binding; ABC-type oligopeptide transporter activity; ATP hydrolysis activity
Source: RefSeq, a predicted model, not a curated record
AUGGAAGACGAAAAAUUAGAAGUACAGAACGUCUUUGAUAAUUACAAAUCAAACGACAAAGAUGACAUUCCAAUAGAUGUCAAAAGAAAUGUCUUCAUGUUCUUCGAAAAGAGGGAUAUUCCUUUGGUCUUAUUAGGUUCCUUCAUUAUGUGUGCUUCUGCUGUUUGUACUCCCAUGUCAACCCUUCUUUAUGGGAAAGCAUUGGGAAACUUGGCCCUAUUCUACGCUGGUGAACAAGAAUUAGGAGAUUUCCUCAACGAAACCAGAAUCUUAUGUGGGGCAGUCAUGGGUGUCGGAGGAGCCAAAAUGUUACUAGUUUGGUUAGGUGUGACUGUUUUUAUGAGAUUUGGAGAAAUUCAACAACUGAGAGCUCGUGCUGUAUUAUUUGAUAAGAUUCUUAAAGAAGAAGCUAAAUGGUAUGAUCAAAAGAAAAACUUAAUGGGUAAUUUAGCACAAGUUAAUAGAUGUAUUGAAGAAUUAAGACAGGGAACUUCUGAGGUUAUAGCAAUGGCAGUACAAUCGUUGGCUUUGAUUAUUUCUCUUGUGGCAAUGUCGUUCUACCAGACUUGGGCAGUUACUUUGAUCGUUAUGGCAACGUCCCCAGUUAUGGCUUUAUCUGGUUGGUGGUUUGGUAGAUUGACCUAUAAGGGUGCUGAAGAAGAAAAUGAAACCACUUCAAAAGGUUCCAAACUUUUGGAUUGGUGUUUGGUAUCUCCAGCACUUGUUAGAGUGUUUAAUGGUAAAUACACCGAAAUGGCUAGGUUUAAUGAGAUUAUUGAUAAAUCAGCAAAAGCAUAUUGCAAACUUGCUAAUGCAAUUGCUGCAAAUAGUGGAAUGUUGAAAUUUUUGACCUUAAUGAUGUUUGUUCAAGCAUUUUGGUUUGGAAAUCAUUUGUUAACAACUGGAAAGGUUAACAUUGAACAGUUGAUGACAUGCUUCUCUUCUUGCUUGAUGUUGGGAUCCACAAUUGCUCAAACCACUGAGCUUCUUGCUGCUUUGAAUGCUGCCCAUGCAGCCGCUGGUAAGAUUUCUACCUUUUUAGAUUUAGACGCUGUAUAUGAGGAUUAUGAUGAAUCUCAAGCCAGCAGCCCAUAUAUGGAAAAGUUUCAAAUGCAUCCCCCUACUUGUUACGGUGCUAUUAAUUUCAAUAAUGUUAGUUUCAAAUAUCCUUCUAGAAAUGAAGUAAUUCUCAACAAUGUCUCAUUUUCAUUACAACCACAAAGAAUGAAUUUUAUAAUUGGAAAAUCAGGUGCCGGUAAAUCAACCAUACCAUUGAUAUUAAUGAAUUUAUAUGACAUUGAAAGUGGUUCCAUUGAAAUUGAUGGACGUUCUUUACGUCAUUUUGAAUCUGGUUGGUUGACUCAUAAUAUCACUUUAGUUCAACAAAAUCCAGUUGUUUUCAAUGCAAGUAUUAGAGACAAUAUAGCUUUAGCCGUUCUGGAAGAUUAUGAAAGUUUAGGUGAGGUUCCUGAAACUUUGAUACAUCAAGCUGCUGAAUUUGCGUUAUUGGAAGAUCUUAUUGACGCCAAAGGAAUCGAUUCAAUGGUGACACAGUCGCUGUUAUCUGGAGGUCAGCAGCAGAGAUUGGCUUUUGCUAGGGCUAAAAUGAGAGAUUGUCCGGUUUUGAUUCUUGAUGAAGCUUUCAGUGCUUUGGAUGCUAAGAAUAGAGAUAAGUUGUAUGAAAAUACCAAAAGAUGGAGAAAUGGUAAAACAACAAUUGUUAUCACUCAUGAAUUUAGUAAUAUUGAGCCUGAUGAUCAUGUGGUUGUUUUGCAAGCCGGUCAAGUGGUGAGUGAAGGUGAUUUCAAGCAUAUCCAACAACAACCAAUUUUUAAAGAAUUCGACUUUAAAGCAGUGGAUAAAAUAAGUCAAAAGGAGAAGUCAAUGGUUCAAAGAAGGAGUAUCUACUACAACUAUAAAACAAAUCCCUAUAUCUUGAAAGACUUAGAAAUGUUGUCAAUCAAAGCCAAGGACAAGGAGGAAGAUAUAAUGGGGGUUCUAAGCAUUCUUAAAUACUGUCGUUCAAGUAUUCAACAGAAAUGGUUGAUUGGUUUAGGAAUUCUUAUCUCCAUUAUGGAUGGUGCUGCCAAUCCAGUUUUUGCCAUGUGUUUUGCCAAAUUGCUUGCUACUUCGGUUGAAGCUGCUAUUGGAAAUGACGUAGAAAAGGAAGUGAUCAAGUGGUCUAUUGUUGCUUGUUGUAUUGCUACCUUUAGUGGUGCCACCUCAUAUGUUGCCGACUUUGUUUUAGCGUAUUCCAGUGAGAAGUGGAUUGUUGCCUUACGAAAACUCUCUUUUGAAAGAAUUAAUAAUCAAGAUAUGUCAUUUUUUGAUUCCGAAGAAACCAAACCUGCAGAAUUAACUGCUCUUUUGAUGAAUGAUGCAAGAGAUUUGAGAAGUUUGAUUUCUGAUUUCUUGAAGGUGGGGCUCAAUUUGAUUUUCAUGGUUCUUGUUGGUAUUAUAUGGUCAAUUGUUACGGGUUGGAAAUUAGCUCUAGUAGGUUUGUCAUUUGUACCCUUGAUAUUUGUCCUUACAGGGAUCUACGGGUCGGUUAUGGAGAGUGCUGAGAAUAAGUAUAAAACACGUGUUGCCAAGUUGGAAAACCAUUUGCACGAGACAGUAACUGCAAUCAAAACUAUCAAGAUCUUCAACAUGUCAAAUCAUUUUCAAAAGACAUUUUAUUCCAAUCUCGAUGAAAUCCAAAAAGUCGGUUCUAUGAGGGCUAUUCGAACUGCAGUUGGUGUAGCCAUGAACGAUAUGUUGGUUGCUGUUGCAACCGGUACUAUUCUCUAUUUUGGUUUGAAAUUGACAGGAGAAUUAGAAUAUACGGUAGGUUCAUUUAUGCAAAUACUUACACUUUUAAUGUUUGCAAUGAGUAGUGCAGGGGCAUUGCUUGGUCAACUUCCAGGUAUAACAAGAGGACAAAGAGCAGGUACGUUCAUUGUCAAAUUGUUAGAAAAUACACCUUAUUCCAAAGUUGAAAAUGAUGGAGAUGCAAGACCCACAUCAAUACCUGAAACUUGUAUCAAGUUCAACCAUACACGAUUCUCCUAUCCUUUAAGACCACAGGAUCCAAUUCUUGUCGAUGCAUCUUUCGAAAUUCGUCGGAAUGAACUUGUCGGUAUUGUUGGUGAAUCAGGUUCUGGUAAGUCCACAAUUGUCGCUCUUUUGUGUCGUCUUUAUGGGUCAAACCCAGGUCAAGUCACCUUGUGUAACAAUGACAUAUCCCUGCUUGAUCCCGAUUGGUUGAAAGAAAAAGUUAGUUUGGUCCCCCAAUUCCCCAAGUUCUUCGAAGGUUCAAUCUAUGAUAAUCUUGUUUAUGGAAUUAGUCCAUUAUUGCAAAUUACCCAUACUGAUGUCUUGGAAGUGCUUGAGAUGGUAGGAAUUUUAGAGUUUGUUGUUACUUUACCAGAGGGACUUCAAACUCCAAUUGGUGAAGGUUCUAAUUCUUUGGUUUCUGGUGGUCAGUUGCAGCGGUUGUCAAUUGCAAGAGCAUUAUUGAGAAGACCCAAGGUUUUGAUAUUUGAUGAAUGUACUUCUAACUUGGAUCCAGUCAAUACUAGAGUUGUAAUUGAUAUGAUCAGGAAUAAAUUGGCUAAAAAGUAUACUAUUCUACUUAUAACUCAUGAUCGAGAAAUGAUGAAAAUUACCGACAAACUUAUCGUAUUGAAAAAUGGUAGAGUGGGAGAAACGGGGACGUACGAGCAAUUGAUUGGGCUUAAUGGGGAGCUUGCAAGAAUUACUAAAUCCGCAAUGUAA